CUAAAAUUAUAUCCGAUUCGAUUUGUACCUAACAAGUUACAAGCUAAUUCAAAAAUUAUCUUGAAUAUCUUUAAUAAAGCCAGAAAUGUGGGACAUAAAUUGUUACACAAACAAAAUAUGAUAACGCAAAGAUGUCUGUCGUGAUAUAGGGCAAAAAUAGUUCGCAUCGCAAUAAUGCCCCCUUAUCGUGACAGUUUAAACUAAAAACAGAAAACAAAGCCUAUUUGUGUACAAAUUAUUAUUAAAUACAGCUUUAAAAGAUGUUUUCGAAGAAUUUAACUACAAAGGACUCGUUCCUUGAGCAGAUGAAAGCAGCAAGAGAAGAGCGCGCGCUCGAAAAGAAAAGAGAACAGUCUGCCAUAAAAAUACAGGCAAUAGUUCGCGGCUGGUUAGCGAGACAAAGAUUUAUCAAGCUUAUUUUAAAUGAAUUUGAUCAAUUGUUACCUGAAACUAAUCAUGGAUCUCAAGAAGAAGGCCAACAACCAGAUUUUGUACAAGCCCUGGAUGUAUACAAAGUUACUUGCCAUUUAUUUUUAGUUUUUAAACCGCAGAGGGACAGAAAGAGGUUUGAAAAGCUCUGCAAAUAUAUUGUACAGAGUUUGCAUUCUGAAUCUGUGAAAAUAUCUUAUGUGGGAGUGUUCCUCAAUAAAGAGUACAGUUUAUGCUGGAUACAACACAUAAAAGAUCUCCUGUUCAAAUGUUGCCAGUAUCUGGAAGAGUUGAAACCCGAGUCUCCAAUAGACAUGCAAAGUAUUCUCAUACAUUUGCACACUCUGUUGGAGUUCACAGCUAUAAAUACAUGGGCACUCACAAGAUUGAAAAACUUUGAUAAGCUGAGAGGCGGUAUGACCCAACUAUGCGCUAAUGUGAUGGGGUCCUUGUUUCAUAAAGGAUAUUAUUUAACAUUAAAGUCGCUCCUCCUGCGAGGCCUUUGCCGCGAGAAAGUCAGCCUCAAGAACAUAGCUCUAUCAGCGAUUGUCGCACUUGCGCUGCGCCCGCUGAUCUCAGCGCAGUUUUCUGAAAAACUACUGACAAUGUUCAUCAUACAAAUACUCUCCGUUCCGACACUGGUGUAUCACAUGCAACUUAUAUCACCAGAGUCUAUUUCGACAUUCCGCACUCACGCACUAUUCGAUAAGUCGAUCGAAUUUCUGAGCGCAGAUCAGAAUAUGCGAAUUGUAUUCAAUACAUUGGAAGGAAACUACGCUCUGUGUCUGUUGGGAAACCUUAUCCAGUUGGCGCAUAUUGAACGGGACCACACACAGUCGGAUACGUUUUAUCCAACUUUUGUGCUUGUCACAACUCGUUUUCUGGACAGCUGUCAACAGUAUGUAGUAUGCAAGAAGGGAAACCUCAGCAACUGGCAUCCGGUACUUGGCUGGUUCUCGCAAGGUUUCGACGCUUAUUUACCUCCCGCUAUGGGCAAUCUAAGGAGCCAACUGUCUCUGCUAUGGGGAGCACCGUUGCUGAAGAAGCUAUUGGCCAUACCGCUAAAGGAAAUGCUGGAGGGUGGCAUUUCUGCAGAGGAGGGAGCGGGUCCCUCUCAACAAUCAUCUCCGGUGCAAUUAAAUAACCCAGCAGCAUUUAUACGGAGAGCCAUUGAGGCUAGAACAAAUAGAGGUAGCUCAAAUAAAAGCUACAGAAAGUUGGGCUCGCCGGACUGCACAAAGGUCGCAUUAAUUUGCUCAAUGUAUCACACAGCUUUACAAACUAUGACUCAGGUCAAACUUGAUAUAUUGACAGGCCUAUGCAAUCAAGACGAAAUUUUAUACUCGCUAUGGCAAUUCCUAUGUACGUUGGGACCAAACAGUGGAUUGAAAGCUUUCCUUGAUUUAUUGGCCGUUAAUACAAAAUCGUCGGCGCCGGAGUUUCAAAUGCUCAUAUUAUUUGCUGAUUGUAUGACCCAUUAUGUAACAAUACUUGAUGAUAUGGAAAUGUAUGAAAAGCAGGAACCGUUUAAGCUACAAGACUAUGUCAACAUGUCAUUGUUUUUGAACAUGUUUAUAUACAAAUCCAUCAUUGGACAAUUAUUUGAUCUCAAAAACAUCCAAAGCAACGAGGUAUUCAGAUCCCUUCACACGCUACUGCUGGUGCUGUACCGGCGCGACUGCCGCCGCUCGUACACGCCCGCGGGACACUGGCUCGUGAGGGACAUACGGGAUUCGCACUUUAUGGCCGACUUGGAGAAGGGCAAGAAACCGCAACAGGUCCUGGUGCAAAAGACUCCACACAUGAUCGCUCAUGGGGAACGAGUGAGGUUGUUCAGAAGAGCCGUGGCUGAUGAAAAGGUGGUGCUGGGGCUGACGGAGCGCGCGUGCGGCGGGCGCUCGACGCUGGUGACGGUGCGGCGCGCGCGGCUGGUGGAGGACGGCUACCGGCAGCUGGCCGCGCUGCCCAGCCGCGCGCUGCGCGCCGUCGUGCGCGUGCGCUUCGUCAACGAGCAGGGGCUGGACGAGGCGGGCAUCGACCAGGACGGCGUCUUCAAAGAAUUUUUAGAAGAAACUAUCAAGCGGGUGUUCGACCCCUCGCUGAAUUUAUUCCGUGUGACGAGCGAGGAGAGAUUGUACCCAUCACCGACUUCAUGCCUCCAAGAAAAUCAUCUGCAGCUAUUUGAAUUCAUUGGAAGAAUGCUCGGCAAAGCAGUGUAUGAGGGGAUAGUAGUAGAUGUGCCGUUCGCAUCGUUUUUCCUGAGCCAAGUGCUGGGGCAGACUCAGCAGGCACUGUACAGUUGGAUUGACGAACUGCCCUCACUCGAUAGAGACUUGUAUAGAAGUCUCACGUAUAUCAAACAUUUUCAGGGGGAUAUAUCAAGUUUGGAGCUAACAUUCUCGGUGGACGAGGAACGACUGGGGGAGAUAGUUACACACGAGCUGGUGCCCGGGGGCAAAGCUAUACCUGUCACCAAUGAAAAUAAAAUUAAUUACAUACAUUUGAUGGCUCACUUCCGGAUGCACACGCAGAUCAAGGAUCAAACGAAUGCUUUUAUAAAGGGAUUUCGGGCUAUAAUUAAUCCCGAGUGGCUGUCGUUGUUUUCUACGCCGGAGAUGAAGAUCGAAAUGCAAAAUCAAACAACAGAACUAACGAAUACAUUGCUUGUAAAGAUGGAAGAAAAGUUAAAACCCGUUGUAGAAGAAAAUCAUAUGUUGAAACUUAAAGUAGAAAAGCUGGAAAAGAAGUUCGUGACAUCAUGUUCGAAACCGCCCGUGCUCGGCUUUGCACACCUGAAACCGCCGUUUUCGAUUCGCUGCGUGGAAGUGGGUGAUGAUGAAGACACCGGUGAUACCAUAGGGAGUGUAAUAAGAGGUUUCUUCACGAUACGAAAGAAGGAUCCGCUCAACCGUUUGCCGACCUCGUCCACGUGCUUCAAUCUACUCAAAUUACCCAACUACCAGAAAAGGAGCACACUGCGGGACAAACUGCGAUACGCUGUUAAUAGCAACACUGGUUUUGAACUAUCUUAAAAACCAAUUUUUAAAAAGGAAUUUAGAUCCUAUUUCAAGGUCGUUAAGACAUUGGUUUCAUUAUCACGCUUUGCUGCCUUUGAUCCGUAUUUGGAAGGAGAAUUGUUUAUUUUUUUACUUAGGACGCGAUAUUUUACAGACUUUUGGUUUAUUUUUAUUUUAAAUUUGUUAAAAUACAUGGUGACUUAUCUUGUUAAUGGACGGGACGGUUUAAUUAACAUUUUACACUUUGAGUUUUUAUUUAAUCUAUAAUAAUUGAUGAUGCUACUUUGACUCAUAGUUGCUAAUAUUCCAAAGAGUUUAAAACAAUAUUGUUUUUUUCCAUAACAAUUUUGAAUGAUCUCUGUAAACCAUUCAGUAGUUAAAUAGUUUAAUUAAAAUCGCUUAAGCCGUGUUCAUUUUUAUUAAAUUGGCCGAAAAUUGAACUUUCUUCUAAAAUUUUAUUUUACACGUGUAAGGUUAUUAUUUUAUGUUAAUAGGGACAUUCUGAUAUAGGAAAAAAAGAAAAUACUCACAUUCAAAUUUAACUAAAAUGUGCUUAUACAUUAAAUUUGGCGAUUAAAGUUUUCAUAAUUUUCUUUUAUAAAAUAUUGGGGUGGUGGCAAUUCUUCAAAUAAUAAGAGUCAACUCUUUAAACAUCACAUGCUCAAAAACAUCUUAAUAUGAAACAAAUAUUGAUGGUUCAAAGUUUAUUUGGGUACUCAAUAUAUAUUAUUUUUUAAUUAAAUUCGGUAAAUUUGAAAACAAGUAUGUUUGUUAUGGACAAAAAAAAAAGAAAAAAUUACAAACAUUAAGUUGGUUGGGUACAAAUGAGACCUUCACAAAGCUUUCAGCUCUAGCUCACAUGCACCUUACAUUCUUGGUGUAUACCUUAUUUAUUCAAAACUACCCGCACUAAGCAAUUUUUGUGUGAAAUCUUACGUGGCCAGUAUAUGAUCGGAAUGACUGUCGGCACAUUGGCAAGGGGAAAUAAUAUUUGUAAAUAGAACUAAUUAAGAUUUAGAAACAUAACAAUUGGUCUUAGGUUAAAAUAAAAUAAUACGAAUUAGAAAUCGAAUUGUUAGCGUUUUUAUUGAAAUUGUUUUAGUUUUCUUUCACCGUCUGUACAUAUUUACUUAAGAACAUAACAUAAACGGUCGAAAUUUGAGAUUGCAAUUUUGAUACUUAGGUAACGGGGUUUUUGUAUAAAUGUUUUGGAAGUAGUAUAUAUCUAAAUUGAGCCAGUCCAUUUCAGGUCUAAAAUAUGAUAAAAUGUACAUAGACAAUAAUAAUCACUUAGCGUAUACUAUUAUGGAAUAAAAAUACAUAGUUCGACUUCUUAAUUAUUACAUAAAAUAUUUUUCAAUUGAACACUUUAAAAUUAAUUUCAAUAUUACUACAUAGAUUGAGCUCAAAAUACUGAAUUACUAAGUUUUACAUUAUAACACACAUUGUAAACCCUUAUUUGUUGCAUGUCUGACCAAAAAUAAACAUAAAUAAUCGAUAUGAUUUUAUUUUAAACCGCAAUGUGUACCUUUGAAUUAAAUUAAUUCACUAAUCUUAAAUCGAUCACAUUAUCUCAACUAAAACACGUUUUAAAACGGCCAUGAAGUGUUUUAUUCUUAAAUAUUAAAUACUCAUGUAACAAUACAUAAGCGCUAUAUAAACUGUUACUUAGCUAACCAAUGUAAUUGUAUGUUUCAUUACUUCCUAUAUUCUAUUUUUAUUAUUUAUUAUACCGAUACUUGUUGCAGGACUUUUUCGAAAGGUUUUUUUCGUGCUUGUUUCGUAUUGAAAAACUGUCACAUUGUAAAAUAAUUUGAAUCGAAAAGCAAUAAUGUGUUUGUAAUUAAUCCCCCCCUCUCCUCUUGUUUUUAAUAGCCUAACCUUUCACAGCUUAUGCUUCCAAAAAAUGCGUUUCAAAUUACAUAUGGACAUGAUAAUAUUGCCGUUAGAAACGGCGGUGCUUUGGUUCUUGUUUAUUACAGAGUAUAAUAUGUGAAUUUUGCAUUAUGAUCAAGCUUGGUGCAAUGGAGGCGACUGUUAUGCUAAUGUUUUUUUUUUGUAAUUACUUUUUUUCUUCACAAUGGAACGAUAUUAGAUAACGGCUUGGUCAUCAGUAUCAUUACAAAAUGGCUUAAGCUCUAUACUGAUUUGGAACGUAUUCUGCUAUAUUAUCUUGGUUGUGUUUAUAUUACAAAUGAUGAUACGUGUUGAUCAGUUAAAGCAUAUUUAUAACCUUUGUCGUGAAACAAGUCUAGUUUAAUGCUUCCAAUAUCCUAACAAUAUAAAUAGCAUUCGUUUUAUCUUACAUAAUGUGUUUUACGUUGCUUGUUAGUAGUUGAUUUUAGGUUUCUGUAUAAAAGUCUUACAUUUUUAAAAAUACGUCUAGUUAUUAUUGGAUCUUGUAUUUUAUUAAACUUAUUUAUGUUUUGUUACAAGGACUGUAUAGUGCAAUCUUCUCAUGCCAUUUAAUAUUGUAUUACAACGUGUUUCGGAUAUAUUUUUGGAGAGUCAAUUGGAAAUAUCGGUAUUAAUUUUACAAGUUGUCUUACUGAUUCAUGAAUGAUAUUGAACUGAAGUAAUGCGCAUUCGUUUUCUUUGUGUAAAACGAUAUACGGAUUUCGAUAUUAGCAAUACACCUUUUUUAUUAAGAGAUGAAAAUCGUUAUUAGAAAAUCUAGUGCUCAAAAUUAUUUUUAAAUUAAGAAAAAAAAAAUUGUUAAGAUUUUGCAAGCACAUGUCAACCCCAGUAUGGAAUUUAAUUUAAAUGUGAAAAUCGUAAUUAAAAUAUUGUGUAUUACGGGACACGUUGUUAGAUUUACAAAUGAUGUAUUUUGUAGGGAUGUUUCAAUAUUUAAGGUCAUUCAUAUAGUGAACAUAUAUCUUUGUGGAUCGUUGUAAGGUAUAUUUUGUACUAGCCACGUAAAUGUUGUAUAACACAAUGUGAUUCUCUGUGAUAAAAUAAUUAAUAUUUAUUA
Zerene cesonia (dogface butterfly) is the source of this 6420-nucleotide messenger RNA. Its product is annotated as ubiquitin-protein ligase E3B. The coding region runs from base 261 to 3461 and encodes 1066 amino acids. Gene Ontology annotation, molecular function: protein binding; ubiquitin protein ligase activity. The record is from RefSeq and is a predicted model, not a curated record. The transcript is spliced from 19 exons. NCBI's taxonomy places the organism in Eukaryota, Metazoa, Arthropoda, Insecta, Lepidoptera, Pieridae. Gene Ontology annotation, biological process: ubiquitin-dependent protein catabolic process; protein polyubiquitination.